UUCGCACACCGCUCGUCUCCCUCUCGCACACUGCCUCUGCUUUUGAUAUUUUCAUCUUAGGUGUUUGUCUCUGUCUCUCUCCCUCUAGUGUUGAAGGUCGCCUCUUUCUCUCUCUUCAGCUAACACCAUGUCGGACGAAGAGCACCACUUCGAGUCGAAGGCCGACGCCGGAGCUUCCAAGACCUUUCCACAGCAGGCUGGUACUAUCCGCAAGAAUGGUUACAUUGUCAUCAAAGCCAGAGCUUGCAAGGUUGUGGAGGUCUCAACUUCCAAGACUGGCAAGCACGGUCAUGCCAAAUGUCACUUUGUUGGAAUUGAUAUCUUCAAUGGAAAGAAGCUCGAAGAUAUUGUUCCCUCUUCCCACAACUGUGAUGUUCCCCAUGUCAACCGUACUGACUACCAGCUGAUUGAUAUAUCUGAGGAUGGAUUUGUGAGCCUGCUGACUGACAAUGGCAAUACCAAGGAUGACCUGAAGCUUCCAACCGAUGAAAGUCUGCUUACACAGAUCAAGGAUGGAUUUGCCGAGGGAAAAGACCUGGUUGUGAGUGUUAUGUCUGCCAUGGGGGAGGAGCAGAUCUGUGCCCUCAAGGAUAUUGGUCCAAAGUAA
Molecule: messenger RNA, 607 nt
Organism: Ilex paraguariensis (yerba mate)
Lineage: Eukaryota; Viridiplantae; Streptophyta; Magnoliopsida; Aquifoliales; Aquifoliaceae
Source: the annotation of a GenBank genome assembly